AUGAAUGAGAGGUCAUCUCGAUCACACACGAUUUUCCGGAUUAUUCUGGAGUCGAAAGAUGCCAAUCAGAAAGAUGGACCUGUACAUAUAAGCUACCUUAACUCAAUGGACUUAGCUGGUUCUGAGAGAGUUUCUCUGACGAAAGCUGCUGGUGAGCAUCUUAAAGAGGGGGCUAACAUAAACAAAUCUUUGUCAGUAUUAGGAAAUGUGAUAAGGCAACUAAGCGAGGGGAAGGAGUUUAUCAGUUAUCGCGAUUCGAAAUUGACUAGACUGCUCUCACAGGCUCUUGGCAGUAAUGCCAAAUCAUUGAUUAUCGGGAAUAUCAAUGACCUCCUGGAUAAGAGCAAUCAGGGUUUAACUAUAAGAGAAGAUAUCAAAGGAAAUGUGCUGCUUGAUGCAAGGGAAGCUGUCGUAGACAAUGUUGAUAAAGUUAUGGAGAACAUGAUGCAGGGCAAUAAGAUCAGACGAGUUGCAGCUACUCGCAUGAAUGAGAGGUCAUCUCGAUCACACACGAUUUUCCGGAUUAUUCUGGAGUCGAAAGAUGCCAAUCAGAAAGAUGGACCUCAGGAAUGUACAAAUUCAGAUGUAUAUGGAUCUGUAGUAAAACCUUUAGUCGAUUCCUUCAUGGAAGGUUUCAAUGCCACAAUAUUUGCAUAUGGCCAAACAUCUUCUGGCAAAACACACACCAUUUUGGGCAAUAAAACAGAUCCUGGGCUUUUCCAAUUAGUAUCCAAUCAGUUAUUCCAGCAUGUGGCAGACCAGGUUGAUAAGAGGUACUUGAUUAGAUGCAGUUAUAUUGAAAUCUACAAUGAAAAGAUCAAUGACCUCCUGGAUAAGAGCAAUCAGGGUUUAACUAUAAGAGAAGAUAUCAAAGGAAAUGUGCUGCUUGAUGCAAGGGAAGCUGUCGUAGACAAUGUUGAUAAAGUUAUGGAGAACAUGAUGCAGGGCAAUAAGAUCAGACGAGUUGCAGCUACUCGCAUGAAUGAGAGGUCAUCUCGAUCACACACGAUUUUCCGGAUUAUUCUGGAGUCGAAAGAUGCCAAUCAGAAAGAUGGACCUGUACAUAUAAGCUACCUUAACUUAAUGGACUUAGCUGGUUCUGAGAGAGUUUCUCUGACGAAAGCUGCUGAUGUAUAUGGAUCUGUAGUAAAACCUUUAGUCGAUUCCUUCAUGGAAGGUUUCAAUGCCACAAUAUUUGCAUAUGGCCAAACAUCUUCUGGCAAAACACACACCAUUUUGGGCAAUAAAACAGAUCCUGGGCUUUUCCAAUUAGUAUCCAAUCAGUUAUUCCAGCAUGUGGCAGACCAGGUUGAUAAGAGGUACUUGAUUAGAUGCAGUUAUAUUGAAAUCUACAAUGAAAAGAUCAAUGACCUCCUGGAUAAGAGCAAUCAGGGUUUAACUAUGAGAAGAUAUCAAAGGAAAUGUGCUGCUUGA
This is a messenger RNA of Acanthoscelides obtectus, 1434 nucleotides long. Lineage: Eukaryota; Metazoa; Arthropoda; Insecta; Coleoptera; Chrysomelidae. The record is from the annotation of a GenBank genome assembly.